CCGGAGCGGCCCGAGCGCGACCCCCCCCCCAACAUGGAGGGCUGGCGAGGAGCCUGGUAUGUGCCAUGUCUAGCUUCACUUGAGACCCUCCAAGAAUUAUGUAGGAAGGAAAAUCUCAGAUGUAAAGCCAUUGGAAUCACCGACAGGAAUCUAAAGAGUUAUGAGGUGGAAUAUUUGUGUGACUACAAGGUAGCAGAGGGUAAAGCAUACUAUCUUGUGAAAUGGAAAGGAUGGCCUGAAUCUUCAAAUACUUGGGAACCUCGGAAACAUCUGAACUGUCCUUUGCUUGUUAAGAACUUCCGUAGAGACAAGAAUGAAUACUUGUCUCGGGUGAGAGAUGGCAAAGCACUGAAAGUGAGAAACCGUAUUAAAGCUUUGAAACCUGCAAUUGCMGAUUACAUUGUAAAGAAGGCUAAACAAAGAAUAGCUCUGCAGAGAUGGAAAGAAGAACUCAACAGGAAAAAGAAUCAUAAAGCAAUGAUUCUGGUAGAAAACACGGUGGAUCUUGAAGGCCCUCCUUUAGACUUCUACUACAUUAAUGAGUACAAACCUGCUCCAGGAAUAAAUGUGCUCAAUGGAAUAACGACUGGCUGUGAAUGUGCUGACUGCCCUGCUGAGAAGUGCUGUCCAAAGGAGGCUGGGUUUAUUUUGGCUUACAAUAAACGWAAGAAAUUGAAAAUCCAGCCUGGCUUGCCCAUCUAUGAGUGCAAUUCGUAUUGUAGAUGUGGGCCUGACUGCCUAAAUAGGAUCGUACAGAAAGGGACCCCAUAUUCCCUCUGCAUCUUCAGAACCAACAAUGGCCGUGGCUGGGGAGUAAAAACCCUCCAGAAAAUUAAAACCAACAGUUUUGUGAUGGAGUAUGUUGGAGAGGUGAUUACAAGUGAGGAAGCAGAGAGGCGAGGCCAGCUCUAUGACAACCAGGGAAAUACAUACUUGUUUGAUUUGGACUAUGACUCAGAUGAAUUUACAGUAGAUGCAGCUCGAUAUGGAAAUGUGUCCCACUUUGUGAACCACAGUUGUGAUCCAAAUCUUCAAGUCUUCAACGUGUUUAUUGAUAACCUCGACUUGCGUCUUCCUCGAAUAGCGCUGUUCUCUACCCGAACCAUCAAGGCUGGAGAAGAGCUAACCUUUGACUAUCAGAUGAAAGGUUCAAUAGAUCUGACUUCAGACUCUGCUGAAGGUCUUAGCCCAUCCAAAAAGAGGAUCAGAACUGUCUGUAAAUGUGGAGCUGUGUGUUGCAGAGGUUAUCUCAACUGAGUUCGGGUAUCCAAAGUCACAAUUUUUUUUUCUUUUUUUAAUGUGUUUUAAGAAGACUCUUCUUUCACACAUAUUUUCAAGUAUUCUCACAUCUAAUGUCAAUAAGGAUGGUGAAAAUAAGGCAUUGUGUUUGUAAUUGAAAUGGGAUUGGCCAAAGAAAGAGAUUGUAGUGUUUCUAUUCAAUACAGAACUGAUAAUGGSGAUUAAAAAUUAAUUUUUCUAGAACUGUUGUUUAGGAAGAAGUAAUAUGUAUGCAAAGAAGACUCUAAAAUAUACCUUGAUUUGAAUAUUCAUAUAAUAAGCUGGAUUGGAAGGGACCCACAAGGGUCAUUGAGUCCAACUCUUAGUCCUGCACAGCACCAUCCCUKAGAGUCCCACCAUGUGUCUGAAAGCAUUGUCUGAACACUUCUCGAACCCUGUCAGGCUUGUGACCCCUUCCCUGAGKAGCCUGUUCCAGUGUCCAGCCACCCUCUGGRUGAAGAGCCUUUUCCUUAUACCCAGUCUAAACUUCCUCUGACUCAGYUUCAGGCCAUUSCCUCAGGUCCUGUCACUGGUGACCAGAGGAGAUUGGUACCUGCCCCUCUGCUUCCCCCUGYGAGGAUGYUGAAGAGCACAAUGAGGUGSCCCCUCAGUCUCCUCUUCUCCAGGCUAACAGACCAGGUGGCCUCAGCUGCUCCUCAUAAGUUUCCCCUCAGACCCUUCACCAUCCUCUCCUCUUCUGGAUGCUCUCUAAUGGUCCAAUGUCUUUUUUUACAUUAUGGCACCCAAAAGUGCCAUCAGGACUUGAGGUGAGGACUAGUCUGCAGAGCAGAAUGGAACAACCCUCUCCCUUGCCUGGCUGGUGGUGCUGUGCCAGGACAGGGUUGGCCCUCCUGGCUGCCAGGGCACUGCUGACUCAUGUUCAACUUGUCACAGACAUUCGAGUGUGAGAUMUCAGCCUUAGGGCUUCAGGAGCUGAUUCCAUUGGGAUGAAGUGAUGUUACAUAUUUUCCGUACCUUGAGAACUCAGGAGACAUUUGAUUUUAAUUAUAAAUCUUAGAUCUGACAGUUCUUUUUGGUCAUAUAAAGAAAAGCUUGAAGAGCUUAGCAAUAACAUUUAUGGCAACAGGAUGAGGGAUUAAGAARAGCCAGUGUGUAAAGGUUCACAGGAAUGCAAAUUUUAAAAUGUUCAUGGUACUCCAUACAAGGGAAGUAAUUGCAGAAAGAAAACUAGAGAGGCAAAAGCUCAACCAAAACUUACCCUGGCCACUUCUUUAAAGGAUAAUAAAAAAAGUUUUUAUAAAUACAUUAAUAGCAAGAGGAGGGGCAAGAAAACCUCCAUUAUUUAUUGGACAYGGUGGGGGAAUAUAGUUACCAAAGAUGAGGAAACGUUUGAGGCACUUAAAACCCUCUUUGCCUCAGUUUUCAACAGUAAGACAGCUAUCCUGAGGACAGCUGGCCUUCUGAGGUGAUAGAUGGGGUUGGGGAGCAGAACAACUCUCCUGUAAUCCAGGAGGGAGCAGUUAGAGACCUGCUGAGUCACUUAGACACAUACAGGUCUAUGGAACCAGAUGGGAUCCAUCCUAGGUUGAUGGAGCUGGCAGAAGAGCUGGCCAAGCCACACUCCAUCCUUUACCUGGAGAAAAGGAGGCUCAGGGGUGACCUUAYCACUCYCUACAACUGCUUGACAGGAGGUUGCAGCCAGAUGAGGGUUAGUCUCUUCUCCCAGGGAACCAGCAAUAGGACUAGGAGACAGUCUCGAGCUGUGCCAGGGAGGGUUUAGGUUGGUGUCRUGGUUUGAACUUGGCCGAAAGCCAAAGCACCCAUGACAUUCUCUCCCCCCCCACCCCAAAAAGGCAGAGGGGUGAGCAAAAGCCCAAUUAACAAUAAAAUUUAUGGCUUUUAGAUAAGAUAACAUAAUUGAGAGAAAGAUAUAUAUAUAUAUAUAUAUAUAUGCUCCAGAAAUGGCCAGACAGACUGAAUAACUUCAGUUGCAAAAUAGAUUUAUUACUAAGGACUACUAAAAAACUACCGCACUGGGGAGGGGAACAGAGAUAGGGAAAAAUUUAUAAGGAGAAGAAAAAAAUAACAGUUAUUUUAAGACCCCUGUUAUUCUCUCUGCAAACCUGUCUCUCUCUCAGGUCGUCCCUCCCCACCCCUCCAUGCCUUCCYAUGCACAAGGUGAGUAGGGAUGAAAGUUUUAACAUAGAUCAGUCUACUCAUUAUGGUUAUCGUCCAGCACCAUAGGAGAAGAGUCCUUACAGCUCCAAGCUGUGAAAGUUCUUUUCCCAAGAAACAGUCAGUGUAUAACUGCUAAUGGCAUGGGAUUCUUUUUUUUUACCUUGUGGGAGAAAGGGAAACAGUCCUCCAAGGCUGGCAUGCUUCAUUCUGAGGGUAAGGCCACUCUCUCAAAUCUCCUGGCAGAACACAGUUUCYUCUAAGCAUCAASUCACUUCAGACRUGGCGGGGGCGGGCACCUCUUCCCCCUUUUUGGCUUAUGAUCAGUCCAGUCCUGCAAGGCCAGGUUUUUUAUCUCGGGUGCAGGGCCUUUCUUUUCUAUACAGGUCUCCCAUUGAAGAAAUAGUCAUUUCGAGAACAGCUUGUUUUCUCCAUGUUCGAGCACCACAGCAACAGCACCUGUAUUCUUCUUACAUCUUUGGGCUUGUGAUCUUUGGGCUUCCAUUUUUUUUCGUACAUCUCCUCACCCUCCUCCUCUGUCCUCCCCAGGUGCAGGGGAUGAUACUAACAACCUAAGAACUAAUGGCAGCUGCCCUCUAUCUUGUUUUGAAUUCUUCUUAAAUAGAAGACCAUCUGUCAUCACAGAGGUGUAACUAGCAUGUGCAAUUGGCCCAGGCCUGACCAGCAGCCUGUCCAUUAACCUCAGAGCCACAAUGGAUUGGUUCUAAAACACAGGGGGCAGGGCUCCUUUUGCUGGAGAAGAAGGAGAAAGCUUCUAGRACUUUCUCACAGGAGCCAUCUUUGUGGUUUCUUGGUCCCAUCCUCCCACCACCAAAAAACYGGACCGAGUAAAACCAGGAUAGUUGGACAUUAGGAAAAAUUUCUUCUCAAAAAGGGUGAUUGAGUGGACAUUGGAAUGGGCUACUCAGAGAGGAGUCACCGUCCUGAAAGUGUUUUAAAAAAGCCUGUAUGUGGCACUAAGUGCCAUGGACUGGUUGACAAGGUGGUGUUUGGUCAUAGGUUGGACUCAGUGAUCUCAAAAGUUUCUUCCAGCCUAAUUGAUUCUGUGAUUCUGUACUUGGUAUUAACAGAUCCCAGGUGUAAAACUUGAACUUCUUGGCUGAUAUUARGUAGAUUUUUUUCAGUUGUUAUGCUCUGAUUUUUAGUUAGGAUUCUAUAGGAGGACUGGAGUUCCACAGAGCCUUUGUAAAUACAAGAUUGUCAGAAGCAAUGUUCACUGUUCAUUUUCGUUGCAGAAAUUGGGCUGUCAUGGCUGAAACAAGUUGCUGGCUACGGUUUGGAAAUAGAUAGCAAARGAUUAAGGAGAGCAGCCCAUUGUCKAACAAAGCCAACGCACUGGGGAGAUGUUAACUGCAAAAGUACCCCGGGAUUGAUGUAUAUUCACAAUUGGUUUGGAUUAAGUUUUUAUGUACUGUGGUUUUUUUUAUCUAGUGACAGACUUCUAAGAUACUAGGCCUGUAUUUUCUGGUUGCAAAAAUGUUAACUUCAGUGAAGUUAGACUAGGGGUGAGUAUACCCAUUUGCUGUAGACAUUUGUAAGAUGUUCUUGAAUGUAAWGGCUGAGAAAUGUUCUUCAGCUGCUUGAGUCAUCUUUUUCUUUUCCUGAUCAUCUUAAAGUUGUCUCAAUCCAUUCCUAAUWUAUGCUAAGUUUUGCUUGGCUCCAAAACCACUGAAGAGCAAUUGAGGUGGAUGAUGAAUGGAGUUACAGCCAAGGUCCAUGCUCUAGGGGUGAUCCAAGUGCUUUAUUCUCAUGGAUUCAAAGCUCGUAAAACUUGCAUAUUGCUCACAAGUCACAUAAGUGUUGACAGGGUCAGGCACAAUAAUGUUGCUCCAUAAAUGGAUGCUCUGUAGCUGGAUGCUGGCUACGUGUCAUAGGUCAGCUAGUUACCUUUGUAAGGUGCACAGCUGUUGGCUCAGGUGAAUGAAGUCAAGCACCCAGCAUGUAACUGUUUACUUAAUUUGUUAGAAAAUGCCUUAAAUUCCAUGUUAAUUACUAGCACUUCAGAAAGAAUAUUUCAAGGUUGUUCAUUAAGCACAGUUGCAUUUGUACUGAAGAUAUGACUCUUUGGUAGCAAAUGACAUUUUGUAUGCUACUAGCCAAAAUCAGUUUGACAGUUUUGGUGAAGAGCAUGGGCCCCUGGAAAUGCAGUGUGAAUUUUGUAAUUACAAUACAGAGAUACAAGUUGAAACAGAGACUAUAUAUUGUUUAGUGAAUAGGAAAAAUCUUGCUUAGAUUUAAAAGUAUUUGAUGUGACUAUGCUCACCUGUAUCCACACAGUUGAGAAAUGCUGAAUCUCAUCAGUUUUUUUCAUGUCAUAUCUCUAAUGAUUUUUUUUUUUCAAUUAAAGUUUUAAGUGGAAUGUAGAGCUUUAAUGUCAGCAAACUCUAGAUGAUCUUGAAUCAUUUGGAGUCACUAGUGCUUUCUCUUGCAUGUAGCUCAAAUGAGCAAUGCAUUCUCUGUGGAUGGAAUCUGCAGUCUCCAGCUCCUUAAUCCACUGCAGUCUGGAGCCUGCCCUGUCCCUGCAGGAUGGAGCAGCUGUGGCAAGAGAUGGAUUCCUUCUUCCAGCAUUACCUGUGCCAGGGGCACAGGGUGGGCCUCAGGCUCUGUCUCUCCCCAUGCCCAGUUUGAUUUAAAUAUUGCAAUUAGAUAYAUUUUAGAAGGUAAUAGCUGUGGCAGUUGUACUGGAGCGCAGUGUCUGCCUUUUCCAGAGUUAAUGAAUGUUAUCACCAGCACUGGAAUAACGCUGCUGUUUGUUAAGGAUGUGUGUGUUAUCUUCUGCCAUAAAUAAAGAACCRUUAAUUUAUGUUCUAGGAGGUAGCAGUAUUUUGUAUUUAUUUGAAGGAAACCCAUAGAUCCAGUUCCCAACUUAAAACCUUGAACAGUAUUUUAUAUUUCCAUAUGCACAGUGGAUUUGGAUUGCAGUCAGUGAAUUAGCUGAAUGGGACACUGUGUCACUUUUAAAACUCCUUUUACCAUUUUUAUGAGUUUGGCAGAAUAUUGCCAGAUUAGAAAAGGAGAAAAAGCUGUUUUCAAUUUCUUAGGGAACCUAAACCAGCCCAGCUUCUGCCUUUGUUUUGCUUUGUGGUCUGUUGGCAUCAUCAUGGUCACCAGUUCAGUCGUGUGUAUGCACUUCUUAGGGCCUGGUGACCUGUCCUCCAGCUGUUUUUUGUUGGUUUUAUAUUUUUUUUUUUGGUAGCUAAACUAAAGCUGCAAGAUCACAUGAGAGAAAAGCUAUUGUCUAGUGAUUUAAUCUUCAAGUCAAUAUUUUGGUUAUUUUUAAUGUAUGUUUUAGGAACUGUAUUAGAAUAUGCAGUUUGUAAGCUCAGGAACAUUUUCUUUUCAUAUUGUGUCAUCUCUAGUAUUGCUA
Malurus melanocephalus (red-backed fairy wren) is the source of this 6802-nucleotide messenger RNA. RefSeq names its product SUV39H2 histone lysine methyltransferase (gene SUV39H2). The record is from RefSeq and is a predicted model, not a curated record. NCBI's taxonomy places the organism in Eukaryota, Metazoa, Chordata, Aves, Passeriformes, Maluridae. Gene Ontology annotation, cellular component: nucleus. The coding region runs from base 34 to 1257 and encodes 407 amino acids. Gene Ontology annotation, molecular function: histone H3K9 methyltransferase activity; protein binding; zinc ion binding. The transcript has 6 exons.